AUGCCAAGACAUUACAAGUUCCAAGUGUGCCAUUCCAUUCCAGAGGGGCGGCAAGGUCCCAAAGAUGUGACUAAGCAAGCAAGUUGGCCGCCGCCUUGUCGCCAUGAUGACGCGCACAAAUUGGAUCCAACGGCCGUUUGCGCGUCAUGCUCUCUUACCCACAGUUACUGCCCACCAAACCCCGCAACAUCAGCUUGCAUUGCGAUACACGCGAUACUGGCUACCAAUAUCACCAAGGCGAAUUCAUCCAGAUUCCAAACAUAUGACAUAGCCUUACAACAGGAUCGCCGUCCCCGCGCCCCAGACUGGCUCUCAAUGGCAGACUUCGCACCUCCACCCGGCCCUCCGCCACCCAAAGUGCCCGAGGGCUGGAAGGCGAUAUGGAACACGCAGUACAGCGAAUGGUUCUUCGUCAACAUCUACACCAAGCAAUCGCAAUGGGAGAAGCCAACUGAGCCAGUCUACCCGCCCGGCGAAGGCCCGUCCCACGCUGCACCGCCCAGCGACAAGGCCGGGUUUGGCGGCAGCAGUCCAUAUGCGAACAUGACCGAGGAUGAGAAGCUGGCGCGCAAGUUGCAGGAAGAAGAGGAUUCGAGGGCGGGGAGACAAUCGGGAGAUGGGAUGGGUCAAGCGAAUGAUUACUAUCAUCGGCCAGCGCAGGCCGGAGCCUAUGGACAGCAGGGUCCGGUGCCAUAUGCGCAGGGUGGACAGUCAUCGUACUAUCAGGAGACGCCUCCGCCGCAGGAUAGAGUUGGAAAGGGUAAAGGGCUGCUAGGCAAGCUUUUGGGGAAGGCGACGGGAGGUUCGAGUUCGUCGACGCCACAUGGCUACCCGCAGCAGCAGCACGGCUAUCCUCAGCAAGGCUAUGGUCAGCCAUACGGAGCCGGCUAUCAACAAAGGCCGAUGGGUCUACCCAUGGGCGGUGGCAUGAUGGGAGGAGGGCGCCGCCCUGGUGGUGGUAUGGGCGCAGGGGGUGCCAUGGCCCUCGGCGCUGGAGGUGGUCUUUUGGGUGGUGCACUCCUUGGCUCAGCCAUGGCUGACGCGGGCGAUGGUGGCGGCACAUACAACUACUACGGUGAUGAUGGCGGCGACUAUGGUGGAGGUGAUAUGGGCGGAGGUGACAUGGGCGGAGGUGACAUGGGUGGGGGAGACUUUGGCGGCUGA
Plenodomus lingam JN3 is the source of this 1164-nucleotide messenger RNA. RefSeq lists its product as uncharacterized. Gene Ontology annotation, molecular function: protein binding. The record is from RefSeq and is a predicted model, not a curated record. NCBI's taxonomy places the organism in Eukaryota, Fungi, Ascomycota, Dothideomycetes, Pleosporales, Leptosphaeriaceae.